AUGACAUACAAUGUAAACAAUACUAAUAUGGCUGAAUACUUAAAUAAAUUAAGGGUGUAUGACCUGAAUCAGUUAUGUAGAAAAUUUUUAUUACCACAACAUGGGAAGAAGGUAGCCAUAGUUGAGCGUAUAUUACAAUACAUAACUGAUGUUGAAAGAGAAGAACAAAUAUAUGAAUUCAUUUUGGCAACCAAACCAUCAAUAUUUAAUAUAAUAAAUGAUAAAAGUAUGAGUGCAAAUAUACUUCAUGAUAGUAGUAAAUUAUUUUUUUCUAAUGUUAAUUAUGUUACAAAUGAUCAUAAUAUUAAUCUUAAUUUUAAUAAUGUAGAUAAACUUGCAUAUGCAAGCAGUGACACUCCUUCAACGAAAAAAGCUUCUUCUUCUACAGCAAGAAAAAGCAAAGUCAAAAUAUACGAAGAGGAUAAUGAAUUUUCGACGUGUGUAUGUGGAGGAAUGUCUAGAAAUAUCAGCAGCAAGAACGGAAUAGUAAAAUGUAUUGAAUGCAAAAAAAAUCAACACAUAAGUUGUUAUAUACCUAAUUCAUUUAUAAAUAAGGAUUUGAGAAAUUAUGAAAUAUUAUGUAUAGCUUGUCGUAUGAAAGAUAUGGAUCCUUUUUAUCCUAUGAAAAAAGUAUUAUGGAUGAAGAAUAUAAGUGCGAAUACUGAAAAGUUAAUGAUUAAUGCUAGUGAUAUUAAACAAUGGAGAAAUGAAAAUAAAGAUGUUAUAGUAUUCUGCAUUAAUUUGGAACCUCAAAAUCUAAAUAAUACAACACCCAUAAAACAAGAAUGGCCAAAGACAUUUAAUUUGAAGGUUAAUGGAAAUAUUACCGAAAAAAUAUUUGAACCCUCAUGGGAACAUAAAAGAAGAGAUAGUCCAUUAAAAAUUACUCAUACAUUAAAAGCAGGUAUUAAUAAUAUUGAUAUUAUUAGUACAAAUUAUGAUGUACCUAAAUUAUUUGUUGUUACUUUUGCCCUAUGUAAAUAUGAACCUGAACAAGUCAUAAUUGAAAAUGUUAUUUUAAGAAGUUCUUUAAAUUUUAAAGAUGCAAAAGAGAGAAUUGUAAAUAUAUUAUCUACAAAACAUGAUAGUGACGAAGUUAUGUGUAUGGAAAUUAAUAGAAAGGUUAGUUUACAUUGUCCAUUUUCCUUAGAUAGAAUUUUGAUACCGUGUCGAGGUAUCAUGUGUUCACAUAUAAAAUGUUUUGAUUUAAAAUCAUUCAUUGAUGUUACGAAAAAAACAAAAGCAUUUAAUAAUCGAUGGAAAUGUCCUAUAUGCUCUUUUUAUUUACGACCAAAGAGCCUUGUUAUUGAUACAUUUAUUACUUAUAUACUCUCACAAGUGCCCAAAGAUAUUAAGGAAAUUGAGCUAAGUAAACAAGCUGAAAUUAUUUUCAAUAAGAAUAAUCAGGAACCAAAAGUGAUAAAACAGUUGGAUGACGUAGACGCACUGGAUUUGCAAAAAAAACAUAUUGAUAUUAAAAACGAGUAUAUUAUGUUCAAAUCUAAUAAUGAACAAAAGAAUAAUGAUAAGUCUUUCAAUAAUGAUGAAAUAAUAAUUUUAGAUUCAGACACAGAUGAUAACAACAAUACAUAUAAUGCCAACUGUGAUAAAUACAAUAUGGAAAAAAAUAAUAACAUUAUACAAGGCAAUCAAGAAGUUAUAUGUAUAUCUGAUAGUGAUGAAGAAAAUGUUUAUGAUAAAAAUAAAAAUGGUAAUAAUAUUUCGAAUGAUAAAGGUUCAUCUCAUAAAAAUGGAAUAGGAUAUGAAGAUGUAAAUACAAGAGUUAAUCAAAUAUUAAAAAGAAAUUUAUUACAAUCAAAAGGUGCAACAUUUGUUGGUAGUCCUGAAAUAUUUUUUAAUAAUAUUGUUCUUGAUGUCUUGACUGAUUUUAAUAAUAUUCAUGUUAAUGAAAUUUCAAGUAUACAAGAUUAUGAUAUUAUGUUAAAAGAAAAAACAAAGACUAUAAGUAAUAUUAAUAAAAUUGCCAACAUACCUAAUGAUGAUAAAAAUGUUACAUCUUCUACUACUAAUAAUAUUCAUAAUGAUCUUGAUUUGUCUGCUGUAGCUCUCUUAGAAUAUUACAGUAAAAAAAAUAAUAUUCCUAAGGAUUUGUCUUAUAUAAACUCACAUCUCUCCCCCUUUGAGAUAAAUCCAGUCGAAAAUUACCUAAAUAUUUCUAAUCCUUUAGAUGAAAAUGAUAAUCGUUUAUUAGAUACACUAAAAAAGAAGAAUGUAGAUACUUCAGGGGUUUCAAUUGAAAAUCAGUUAGAUUCUAUAACAAAGAGUUUUAAUAAUAUAAUUCAAAGUGAUAAUAAAAAUGAUAAUAAUAAUAAUAAUAAAAAUAAUAAUAGUAAUAUUACUAAUAAUAAUAAUAAUAGUAAUAUUACUCAUAAUAAUAAUAGUAAUUAUUAUAAUCUCAGUAGUUGUAGUGAUUAUAAUAGCAAUUAUGACAAUGAUAAUUUCAUUCCAUUCGACGUUUUUAAUAUAAAUGAAGCGCAUUUAUCAUUAGAACAAACCCAACAAAUAGUCUCCCCUGAUAUACUUAAUAACACAGAUAAUAAUAAUUCUAAUAUAAAUAAUAAUAAUAGAAAUUUUUACUUAAAAUUUGAAGACAGGUUUAAUAUGAACAAUGAUAGAAUAUUUACAAAUAAAUUACCAGAUGAAAAUAAUUUCCAAGCUUUAAAUGAACUGAAUAAAGAACUUAGAAACGCGCACAAUCUUAGUAUAAUGAAUUAUGAUAAUACUAAUAAAAAAAAUAACAACAACAACAAUAAUAAUAAUAAUAAUAAUAGUAAUAAUAAUAAGUUAAAUAAGAAAAAAAGGAGGAAGAAAUAUUCAAUUACUACAAAUAUAAAUAAAAAGAAAAAUAACAAGAUUAAACGUAGUAAUAAUAUUAAUAAUUCCUAUUCUAGUUUUAGAAGAAUUGAUAGUAUAGGUAAUAAUUUUAAUUUCUCUAUGAUAAAGUAUAGUAAUAAACAUAACUCAAAUAAAAAUAAUAAUAAUUAUAAUAAUAAUAAUAAUAAUAAAAAUAACAAUAAUAACAAUAAGAGAACAAAUACAAAUAAUAAAACUAUUUAUCAAUAUAUUAAUCAUAACAAUACAAAUCAAAAUUUUAUCAAACGAUUAAGGAAAAAUAAACGAAUUAGUAAAAAAGACAAAAACCUAAAAGAAAAUCAAAAAAAGAAAAUGAAACGAAAAUAG
This is a messenger RNA of Plasmodium gaboni, 3201 nucleotides long. Its product is annotated as putative E3 SUMO-protein ligase PIAS. The transcript is spliced from 5 exons. Gene Ontology annotation, molecular function: SUMO ligase activity; zinc ion binding. The record is from RefSeq and is a predicted model, not a curated record. Gene Ontology annotation, biological process: protein sumoylation. Bases 1 to 3201 code for a protein of 1066 amino acids. Lineage: Eukaryota; Apicomplexa; Aconoidasida; Haemosporida; Plasmodiidae.